GCCCGGCGGAGCCCGCGGAGCGGCCGUGGCAGGAGCACGAACCGGAGCGCCGCCGCGCCGGCACCCGGAGAUGCCCUGCAUCCAGGCCCAGUGCAGCACCCCGGGCGCCGGCCCCUGCGAGCGCUGCCCGGCCGAGCUGCUCAGCCCCGAGGGCGGCCGAUUCCCCAUGGAAGUGGCCGGAGCCGAUCUGGCGGCCGCCGCUCCAGCCCUGCCCAGCUUCAGCACCUUCAUGGACGGCUACGCCGGCGAGUUCGACGCCUUCCUCUACCAGCUGCCCGCCAGCGGCCAGCCCAGCGCCGCCACCGCCUUCAAGCUGGAGGAUUUCCAGGUGUACGGCUGCUACCCCAGCGCUUUUGGGGGGCAGCCGGACGAGACCCUGUCCUCCAGCGGCUCGGACUGCUACGGGAGCCCCUGCUCCAUCCCCUCGCCCGCCACGCCCGGCUUCCAGCCCCCGCCGGCCGCGGCAUGGGAGGGCUCCUUCGGGCCGUACUCGCCGCUGCCGAACUACGAGGCCGGGCAGCCCUGGGCUGAGCCAGCCAAGAGUGGGGGGUCUCAGCCUCCCUUUUUCGCCUUCAGCCCCCCGGCGCCCAGCCCUGCUGGCUCCCCGGCGACCCUCAAGGGGCAGCUGGGCCCCUCGCCCCGUGUGGACCCGCGGCUGCUGGACACGGACGCGUUUCCCCCGAGCCAGGGGGGUCCCAGGGGGUUCGGGGGGCUGCCCUUGGCUCCCAGCUCGCCGCUGCUGGAGGGGCCCAGCAAGGUGCGCAGCCCCGGGGCGGGCGAGGGGCGCUGCGCCGUCUGCGGGGACAACGCGUCGUGCCAGCACUACGGCGUGCGCACCUGCGAGGGCUGCAAGGGAUUCUUCAAGCGCACAGUGCAGAAGAACGCCAAGUACAUCUGCCUGGCCAACAAGGACUGCCCUGUGGACAAGCGGCGCAGGAACCGCUGCCAGUUCUGCCGCUUCCAGAAGUGCCUGGCCGUGGGCAUGGUCAAAGAAGUGGUCCGGACCGACAGCCUGAAGGGGAGGCGAGGCCGGCUGCCCUCCAAGCCCAAGCAGCCGCCGGAUGCGUCCCCCGUCAGCCUCAUCACCUCGCUGGUGCGGGCUCACAUCGACUCCAUCCCCAGUGCCACCAAGCUGGACUACUCCAAGUUCCAGGAGUCAGCCCCGUGCCCGUUUGAGAAGGAGGACUCGGUGGACGUGCAGCAGUUCUACGACCUCCUCACCGGCUCCAUGGACGUCAUCCGCAAGUGGGCCGAGAAGAUCCAGGGCUUCAGCGAGCUGCCCAAGGAGGACCAGGACCUCCUGCUGGAGUCAGCCUUCCUGGAGCUCUUCAUCCUUCGCCUGGCGUACCGCUCCAAGCCAGAGGAAGGCAAACUCAUCUUCUGCAACGGCGUGGUGCUGCACCGGCAGCAGUGCGUGCGCGGCUUCGGCGAGUGGAUCGACGCCAUCCUCGAGUUCUCCCAGAGCCUGCACCGCAUGAGCGUCGAUGUCCCCUCCUUCUCCUGCCUCGCCGCCCUCGUCAUCAUCACAGACCGGCACGGCCUGAAGGAGCCCAAGCGGGUGGAGGAGCUGCAGAACCGCAUCGUGGGCUGCCUCAAGGACCACGUGGCGGCAGCAGGGCCCGAGCCCGGCCGCUCCAGCUGCCUCUCCAAGCUGCUGGGCAAGCUGCCCGAGCUGCGCAGCCUCUGCACCCAGGGCCUCCAGCGCAUCUUCUACCUCAAGCUGGAGGAUCUGGUGCCGCCGCCACCCAUCGUGGACAAGAUCUUCAUGGACACUCUGCCUUUCUGAGUCCCCGGCAAGGGGCUGCCAUGAGCCCCUGACCUGCCUGGGGACAUCUGGGACCCGCCCUGGGUAACCCUGGUUCAGUCCAAGGAUGCCUGGGAACCCUCUGGGCACCCCUGGGUCACCCCUGGGAUGCCUGGAACAUCGCCUGGGUACCCCUAGAUCAGCCCUGGGAUGUCUGGGACCCUCCCUGGGUGACCCCCAGAAUGCCCAAAAACCACCUGGGGUAUCCCUGGAUCACUCCCGGGACGCCUGGAACCUGCCCUGGUCACUCCUGGAUCAGUUCUGGGAUGCCCAGGACACCCCUGUGGACUCCUGAACGACCUCUGGGACACCUGGGACCCCCCCCAGGCCAUUCCCAAGACUCCAUGCAUACCCCUGGAUCACCCCCAGAACCCCUGGAACCCCCUCCUGGGUCAUCCACAGGAUGUCUGGCACCCCCUGGGCACCCCAAAUCGCUCCUGGGAUCCCUGGGACCACCCCUGCAUCACUCCAGGGAUGCCUGGGAUCGCUCCCAGGAUAUCUGGAACAUCCCCUGGGUACCCCUAGAUCAGCCCUGGGAUGUUUGGGACGCCCCCUGGGUGACCCUCAGAAUGCCCAAAAACCACCUGGGCAUCCCUGGAUCACUCCUAGGAUGCCUGGAGCCCCCUCCUGGGUCAUCCACAGAAUGCCUGGGACCCCCUGGGCACCCCAAAUCGCUCCUGGGAUGCCUGGAACCACCCCUGCAUCACUCCAGGGAUCCCCUGGAUCACCCCCAGAACACCUGGAACCCCCUCCUGGGUCAUCCA
This is a messenger RNA of Melospiza georgiana, 2568 nucleotides long. It is a transcript of the gene NR4A1, whose product is annotated as nuclear receptor subfamily 4 group A member 1. The record is from RefSeq and is a predicted model, not a curated record. Gene Ontology annotation, cellular component: transcription regulator complex; nucleus. Gene Ontology annotation, molecular function: RNA polymerase II cis-regulatory region sequence-specific DNA binding; zinc ion binding; nuclear receptor activity. Gene Ontology annotation, biological process: regulation of transcription by RNA polymerase II; cellular response to corticotropin-releasing hormone stimulus. The coding region runs from base 71 to 1786 and encodes 571 amino acids. Lineage: Eukaryota; Metazoa; Chordata; Aves; Passeriformes; Passerellidae. The transcript is spliced from 7 exons.